Exophiala mesophila is the source of this 3104-nucleotide messenger RNA. RefSeq lists its product as uncharacterized. NCBI's taxonomy places the organism in Eukaryota, Fungi, Ascomycota, Eurotiomycetes, Chaetothyriales, Herpotrichiellaceae. Gene Ontology annotation, molecular function: protein binding. The record is from RefSeq and is a predicted model, not a curated record. The coding region runs from base 74 to 2995 and encodes 973 amino acids. The transcript has a single exon.
CUCCGUCAUCAGAUCAAGCUAGCACUCGCCUCCGAAUCAAGACAUGUUUCCUUAACACCAUGUGCUCAUUCGUAUGCAUCAAUUUGCCACGAACCCGCGUUGUAAGAGCAUGCGACAUGCCGCAACGAUAACGCCUCUUCUCGAUUUCCUCGUUCCUGCCCUUCCCACUCAUUCCAACGUUUCACGAUGUCUGGCCUUUAAUUCCAGAUCCCCAGCGGAUCGAUUUCAGGCCGAGACGGUCUUUUAUGAUGCUCUGUCACGCACCACCUCGUGCCAACGUAUCUCGCAAAGAACAGCAAAGAAGCCGAGCAGCAGGCGCAAAACAUCACAGUCUAGCCCAGCUCCUGCGACCACUCCACGCCCGCCUUGCAUCUCCUCGACGAAAUACACUACGCAGCCUUUCACAUUCUUUCACAGCGAUCUUCAGACUCGACGAAAGAGCACCCAUGCUUCUUCGGCGCGCAGAGCCGAUAAUGUUAUAAGAGCCAGCCCUAGUAGGUCUGCAAAAGCCGAGGCUAAGGCUAACCCGUGGGACUUUUUCGAGCCCAACGCUUUGGAUUUCGCCCAAGAAUCUCGGUUACCCCUCGCAUUCUUUCACGAUGUCGAUAACUUGCGAAACCUCACCAGCGAUGGUGUUUCCUCAAACACUGCGCCCGCCACACAGGAGGCGGCAACUCCACCAAAUGAGGAAGAUUUGAAGGGGCAAAUGAAUCUGCUUGCAUCUAUCAGGAAUCUCGAGGAGAAACUAGCAAAAGCAAGAAGGGACUUUAAGAGAAGCAUCGCGACCAAAAAGACUCUCAAGAACCCGUCCUCAUCGUCUGAGCCUGAGCGAAAGCAAAUCACCCUAUCAAAAGAUGACUAUAAGAACUUGGUGGAUCUGUAUUUUUAUUCUCACCAACAACGAUUUGAUCCCGAGUCUCCUGAUGAAUCACCCACUCCAACCUUUAUUGAAGACUACACCUUCAAGCUAUCCGAAGAUUUCGCACCCCCUCAGGCAUAUAAGAAAUUUUAUGACGGUGAAUACCGUGAGAACCCCCUCAAACAAAUAGAGAAGAACCUCGUCACAAGACAGCUCAAGGAGAUUGCUGUUUUCCAGGUUUUUAUCGAUCUCUUAGCGGAUGACUAUUCCUCAAACUCGGCACUCUUCAAGGCCUACCAACAGCUCCCCAGCCCCGGUGUGUCGUUUCUGCCCACCGGCACCGUGAGAUUGUUCUUACAACGCAUGUCAACGCCAUGGAGUAAAAGUGAAACUUCCAUGGUUCGCUAUUUAUCAUUGUUAGAUGACAUGCAGGAAGCUCGUCUGCCGAUCACACGAGCAGAAUGGGCAUCUGCCAUUUAUCUGGCCGGCAGAUCUUUUGGACGAGUCACUGAGGCAGACAUGAUGAGAGGAUUCGAAGUUUGGAGGCAGAUGGAACAGGAAGCUGGUGUUCAAUCUACCCAUGUGACGUUCAACAUCCUUUUCGACCUCGCCGUACGGUCCAACAAAUACUCGAUUGCUCAGAAAAUUCUAAAGGAGAUGCACACUCGUGGUCUUCGGCUCAACCGCCUGGGUCGAGUCAGCGUGAUUUAUUAUCAUGGUCUCCGGCGGGAUGGGGAUGCUGUCCGCAAAGCUUAUCGAGAAUUCGUGGAUGCUGGCGAAAUUGUCGACACUCUCGUGCUCAACUGUGUCAUAGCCUCGCUAAUCAACGCUGGGGAGUCUUCGGCCGCAGAGCAGAUCUAUGAACGGAUGAAAAGUCUUUAUUCUCGGUUGCAUGUCAGUACAACGGAAGACGGUCAACCUAUUUACUUCAAGCGCUACCCUGGAUCGGACGAGGUGACCAUCGAUCGUGAAUUGGCGUCCAAUUCCCUCGGCAGAAUCUUACUCAACGCUGCACGUCUAGAAGCUGUGCUUCCUGAUCAUCACAAGGAAUUGCAAGACAUGAUGCCACUCGUGCCUGACCACAAAACAUUUCGUACUAUGAUUUCGCACCACGCCAACGAAUCCGGUAACCUGGAUCGAAUAGUGGUCUUGAUGAAGGAGAUGACUGAAAUUUUCGGUCUGCCCCUGCAAAGCAUCAACUACCAUCUGCUGUUCAAAGGGUUUGCCCUCCAUGGCGGAACGACCUACCCCCAUGCGACGUGGAGCAUCAAACGGCUCAAACUGAUUUGGGAAGCGUGUCUUGCCGCUAUCAUGGAGCGAAAUGCAUAUAAGCGGUCACCACACAAACUUUCUUCAAAACAACUUCCGACUGUGAAAGAAGCCGAGUCGAUGCCGUACAAGACGGAAUCAAAGCAGGAUCAAAACCAGACAGGGGCUGACCUUUCGCGCAAAACUUUCAAACGUUUAAGCACAUGGAACGAUUUCGUGCUCGAUCUGGCACUCUUUCCGCGUGAACGGCGUAAACACAUUGAGCGGAUUCACUCUGAGCUCUUCGACGACCCCUCCACGAGUCAUGAGCGGAUGGCGUCACUGGCUGAAGAGCAACAAACUUAUUACCCGUUGGGGGAGAGACAGUUCGAUAUUGAAGAAGGGGAAUACGUACUGCCGCCGCCGAGCAUCACCAUCGAUCCGAGUCGCUCCGGGGAGGACCAGCAGUACGACACGGGCAAGGCAGACGACCGAACAGAUGCUAUUGACAAUCAAUCCUUCACGUCACCAUUCUUCCCUAGCACCAAUCCUGAGGCGGACAUCGGGGAGAAACAGCAACGAGAUCCAUCUAGGGAUGCUCGACUUGAGACGGAAGAAGAUGAGAUUGAUGACUCAGAUACCGUGGAUUCAGACGAACAGUCGCGGGAGGUUUCGUGGAACCCUCAUCAAGUGAGGGCAACGCGAUCAUUGGUAUGCUGGAUCAUCCGCGCAUUCGCCCGGUGUACAGGCUCACGAACUGAGGUCGAAGCGGUGUACAAUGAAAUUCGCCGCGUGUGGAGACCACAUGAUGAAGCCGAACGGGAGGCAGUGCUGCGAGUACUCCAGCGCAGCUUGUACAAUUGUGACUUGUAUGGGCCCCCUAUAUAGGGAAUGAAAAUGGUGUCGAGGAAGGCCCCUCGGCCCAAGCGAUAGGUAAUGUUUAGGCGAGAGCAGAGCGAGGGUCAGAUCAAGUGUUGAAUAGCCAACAAUGAGUACA